UAUGUUAGAUUGUAUCUGAUGGAUCAUUGUACAUCUGCAAUAUGUCGGCAUAAAAGUGUUCACAUCUUCCAAAAAUGUUUAAUUUCUGCUGACUUCUUUGCUACAAAUGAAGUUACGUGUUAUUACCAGCGUAUAAUUACAUAAUCAGACAGGGAUAAAUUUUAACACUUUCUCUUCGUGUGUAUGCACACGACGUGUGUAUUUACAUGACUGCAUAUGUAUUCUCUUUUCAACUGCAACUUUGUUUUGUGAAAAAAUCUGUCCUUGCCACUUCAGGUGCUUACUACACGAUGCCGAUUAGCCCCGGUCUCAGGCUUGUUGGGCUGAACACCGUGUUCUACUACACUAACGACAGGGUGACUGCGCCUACUGAUGAUAAUACGGACCCAGCCGGGCAGUUUUCCUGGCUAGAGGGGGUUCUGCAACAGGCAGCAACUGACAAUGAGAAGGUGUUCCUGAUUGGUCACGUGCCACCAGGGUUUUUCGAACGAUACAAGGGGAAGAGUUGGUUCUACCCAGAAUACAACAGGCGCUAUCUGCAGGUCGUCACCAGACAUGCUGACGUCAUCAAGGGCCAGUUCUUCGCCCAUCAACACUGCGACAGCUUCAAACUUUUCUACGACGAGGAAGGCAGGGCCGUGAACUCCAUGCUGCUGGCCCCGGCCGUGACCCCAUGGACCACCACGCUGGACGGAGUUGGCGGGAACAACCCGGGAAUCAGACUGGUCAGUUACAACAAGAACACCGGAGAUCUAACGGAUGUAAACCAGUACUACUCCAACCUGGCUCUGGCGAACAUGCAGGGUUCUCCACUGUGGGGACGAGAGUACAGCCUCAGGGAAACCUUCAACCUGUCCGACGCCUCGCCGGCAUCACUUCAGAACCUCCUGGACAGCUUCAGCGACCGUUCAUCCGACAACUUCGAGAAGUACUACCUGUACAACUCCGUUAGCCUCGACCGGUCUACGUGUGACGAGGAGUGCAAAGUGGCACAACUGUGUGCCAUCAAGGAAGUCGACUAUGACAAGUAUGCAGACUGUACGAACGCACCCGGUAGUGGUGCAGAUACUGCCCAAGUCUCUACGCUCACCAGCUUUUCAAUGUUCCUUCUUUUUGUCAUGGCAGCUUCUGGUCUUUCUGCCUGACAGCAACAUUACCGUUGAGGCAUGUUGUAAUGAUGUGCAAAGAGUUAUCAUAUGUGCUCCAGGAAAGCAACUAAGGAAGGUUGCUGUUAGAUGCUUAUGCUUCAUGGUUUUUAAUUUUUGAAUCUUACAAAAGCUUGAAAUAAAUUCACUGAUAUCAAAAGUGAAAGAAAUGGAAUGUAUUUAGCUUGAAAUAACUUUGUACUAGGAUUGGUAUGUUUAAAGCUUUUGCUACUGUGAAAGAUCUUGGUGAAAACAAUGCGUACAGUGAAGUUUUUGUUGUUGUUGCAAAUGCUGGAGUUAGACCAAGGCACAAAAGAAAUAAGGAUUGCUUUCAGUAUGAUAAUCAUGAAUAAAUGUUACUAUUGACUAGAUUU
Branchiostoma belcheri (Belcher's lancelet) is the source of this 1519-nucleotide messenger RNA. Its product is annotated as acid sphingomyelinase-like phosphodiesterase 3b. The coding region runs from base 207 to 1145 and encodes 312 amino acids. The transcript has 4 exons. The record is from RefSeq and is a predicted model, not a curated record. Lineage: Eukaryota; Metazoa; Chordata; Leptocardii; Amphioxiformes; Branchiostomatidae.